GAGGAGAGAUCUAGCACGAAGAGAGUCGGGAGAGGUCGGGAUGGGAGUCGGGAAUGGAGAGAGAAGUAAGCGAAGGAAGGAAAGGGGGAAGAGGUCGGAAUGAGGAGGAGGAGAGGAGCGAAGGAAGGAAAGGGGGAAGAGGUCGGAAUGGGGAAAGGGAGAGGUCGGGAUGGGAGUCGGGAGGAGAAAGAUCGCGAUGGACGGAUAGAGGAGGUUGGAGACGACGGAUGGGAAGGGGGAGAGAUCGGGAUGGGAGUCGGGAUAUGGCCGGGAUAGGGAGGGGGAGAGGUUGGGAUGGGAGUCGGGAGGAGGGAGGAAUGGAAGUCGGGAUACGGGAAAGGAUGGAGAGGUCGGCAUGGGGAGGGGAAGUGGUCGGGAUCGGAGUCCGGAAGGGGAAGGUCGUCGGAAUACGGUCGGGAUGGGAGUCAGGAGGAGGGAGGGAUGAAAGUCGAGAUACGGGAAAGGAGGGAGACGUCGGGAUCGGGAGGGGAACUGGUCGGGAUCGGAGUCGGGAAGGGGAAGGGCGUCGGGAGAUCUAUGGAGAGAGAAGUCGGGAUAGAGGAGGGAGGAGGGAUGCACGAAGAAAGUCGGGACAGGUCGGGAUGGGAGUCGGGAUAGGAAGGGGGAGAGGUCGUCGGGAUAUGGUCGGGAUAGGGAGGGGGAGAGGUUGGGAUGGGAGUCGGGAGGAGGGAGGAAUGGAAGUCGGGAUACGGGAAAGGAUGGAGAGGUCGGGAUGGGGAGGGGAAGUGGUGAGGGAGGGGAGAUCUAUGGAGAGAGAGGUCGGGAUAGAGGAGGGAGGAGGGAUCUAGCACGAAGAAAGUCGGGACAGGUCGGGAUGGGAGUCGGGAAUGGACAGAGAAGUAAGCAAACGAAGGAAAGGGGGAAGAGGUCAGAAUGGGGAGGAGAACGGUCGCGAUGGACGGAUAGACGAUGUCAGAGGAAAUGGAUGGGAAGGGGUAGAGAUCGCGAUGGGAGUCAGGAUAUAGUCAGGAUGGGGAGGGAGAGAGGUCGGGAUGGGAGAAGGGAGAAGGGAGGGAUGGAAGUCGGGACACGGAAAAGGAUGGAGAAGUCGGGAUGCG
This is a messenger RNA of Chara braunii, 1079 nucleotides long. NCBI's taxonomy places the organism in Eukaryota, Viridiplantae, Streptophyta, Charophyceae, Charales, Characeae. The record is from the annotation of a GenBank genome assembly.